This is a messenger RNA of Ruditapes philippinarum (Manila clam), 1235 nucleotides long. RefSeq names its product MAM and LDL-receptor class A domain-containing protein 1-like. Bases 51 to 1163 code for a protein of 370 amino acids. Gene Ontology annotation, cellular component: membrane. The record is from RefSeq and is a predicted model, not a curated record. Lineage: Eukaryota; Metazoa; Mollusca; Bivalvia; Venerida; Veneridae. The transcript is spliced from 11 exons.
UAUUAGGUCAUUUAUCAUAUCUUCUUACCUCAGCAAACUACAAAAGCAAAAUGGCAUGGAUGUUUGACAUAGGAUGUUGGUCAUUUGUGUUUAUGCUACUUAACAUAAAAUUUGCAGGAUGCAUAACAUGUCUAAAUUGUAGAAAUACUGCCGAUCUUAGCAAUUGUAAAGAAGCAGUUGUUUGUAAUAACAACGAGACAUGUUACAUUGAAAAAAGUUUGUCACCCGUGGACCUUCAACCCGUUUAUAAUACUGGAUGUAAAAAUCUUGAAUACUGCAGACUAGAAUAUUGCAAUAAGAUAGCAUACGGAGGUAAUAUACAAAGAAAAAGACAAGCUAUCGAUGACCUGACUCUAUGUUCAGAGUGUUGUUAUGAAGACGGCUGCAAUACAGAAGGAUGUGGUUAUAUUAAACAAUUUAAUUUCACAUGCCCUACUGGACUAGUGAAAGAUACAUCAACAAAAGAAAUGAUGACGACGCCAACGACGACGAUGCUGUCGAUUACGACGACACGGCUACCGACGACUACAGCAGCAACAACCAUAACAACAACCACAAUUCGUACCUCAUCAACAAAAUCGCAACCAAUAAUAACUGUCAAAGCGACUUUGGGGCCGAGAAGUCUGUGUACUUUUGAGCAAAGUAACGUAUGUGUUUGGUCUCAAGAUCUUUCAGAUGUCUUCAACUGGACAAUUCAAAGCGGACCAACAUUGUCUUCUGACACUGGGCCUCCUGUAGAUCACACACAAGGAAAUGUGCAAGGGAGUUACGCGUAUAUAGAAUCGUCUGCACCUCGAGUGCAAGGCGAGAUUGCUAGAUUAAAAUCGCCUCAAAUAUCAUCAAAGACAACAAUUUGUUUGUCACUAUGGUAUUAUAUGUAUGGAGACGGUAUUGGAGACUUGACCAUUCUUUUGAAAAAGACUUCAGGCAUACAGUCUGAAACAGGUCUGUCAAGCAUAACCGGGGAACAAGGGCAACAAUGGAAGACUACACAAGUCGAAAUACCCGCCUCGUCUCCUCCUUACAACUACACUCUUGUUAUUGAAGGUACUAUUGGUGACACCUAUCGAGGUGAUAUUGCGAUAGAUGAUGUCCUGAUUAAUGACAAAAGCUGUACUGGACAACACGUAAAACCUGACCUUUCGGGAAUUAUAAUUGGUUAAUUAAUACAUCGUAAAUACUUGGAAUAUCACAUUCUGUAUAUCCUUGGAAUUAAACAUUAUUUGACAACUGUC